Messenger RNA from Neoarius graeffei (lesser salmon catfish), 1310 nucleotides. RefSeq names its product acyl-coenzyme A thioesterase 9, mitochondrial-like. Bases 44 to 472 code for a protein of 142 amino acids. NCBI's taxonomy places the organism in Eukaryota, Metazoa, Chordata, Actinopteri, Siluriformes, Ariidae. Gene Ontology annotation, molecular function: fatty acyl-CoA hydrolase activity. Gene Ontology annotation, biological process: acyl-CoA metabolic process. Gene Ontology annotation, cellular component: mitochondrion. The transcript is spliced from 5 exons. The record is from RefSeq and is a predicted model, not a curated record.
UGUUAGCUUCCGGGGUCGAAUCCUUCCCCCCAACUCUGUAUGGAUGGAGGACGCGAAGUUAAAAGGCUUGGUGAUUUGCCAUCCACAGGAGAGGAACAUCUUCAAUCGGAUAUUUGGUGGUUUCCUGAUGAGAAAGGCGUAUGAGCUGGGCUGGGCCAAUGCCUGUACAUUCGUUGGUUGUCGGCCGGUCCUGGUGGCAGUGGAUGACAUCAUGUUCCGCAAGCCGGUGGAGAUCGGCUCCCUGCUACUGCUGUCCUCACAGGUGUGUUACACUGAAGGACACCACGUCCAGGUCAGAGUUCACACCGAGGUGCUCGACCCUUUGACCCGGCAGCACAACACCACCAACAUCUUUCACUUCACCUUCCAAGUCGAGAAGCCUGUUCUAGCUGUGGUCCCGCAGAGUUAUGGAGAGUCCAUGCUCUAUCUGGAUGGGAAAAGACACUUUGAUGAGACAAUGAAGAGCCAGUAAAGAACAUCAUGCAUACGAUGUGUCCAUAAAAGAUGAUGUCUUCCAAUGCAAUGCAGCAGACAAACAAAAGGAAUGCAACUGCACUUUUUCUGAGGCGAUGUUACAUUGGACAGAUUCUGUUUGUGUGCAUGUAUACGUUAUUCAUUUAUAAAUAUAGAUUCAAAAUAUUCACAAAUAUUUAUACUCGUAGUAACAUUGAACGUUUUUUUUUAAACACUUGUACUUUUACACACACACUCUCACUACAAAAAUAGUGUAUUAGACUGUGUCUAUUGCACUUAUUAUUAAGAUAUUAGGAGAUGUUUUGUAUUUUAUAUCGCUGUAUGGAUACGCUGCUGAGUGUCUUCGUUAACCAAAGUGUCUGUCUGUCUUUGACUUCUAGACUAAAUUGAUCAUGGAUUGAAAUGUUUCACUCCGUGAUAUUUUUUUUCUCCCAGUUUUUUUCAGUAUCACAUCCCGACAGCAAUGUUAUGUGGUUGUUGUCUUGUGCGUGUAUAUUACAAUAAAAAAUGAUUAGCUACCAGAAGUUACCGCAUGGACUAGGAUAGCUGGCAGGUAAAUGAAGGGAUGAAGCAAGAAAGCAAUAUGAGUUUUGUCUUGUGAGCAUCUUGAUCAAUGGUCCCAGUAAAAGAAAACUUCAAGUGCACUUAUUCACCAUUAUGAGAAUAAAGUUACUUUGGAACGGAAGGGUGUCAGCACAGUAAAUCAAAGUUUCACGUUCUUAGCGUGUGCACAUCACCUAUGAAAUGCCAGGAUUUUGUUUUUUUUUUUACUAUAACAAACAUUUGUUGUGUAUUUCUCAAAUGGUCAUGUUUUUAUGUUAAAGAGCCUAAUAAAA